Molecule: messenger RNA, 1139 nt
Organism: Triticum urartu
Lineage: Eukaryota; Viridiplantae; Streptophyta; Magnoliopsida; Poales; Poaceae
Source: RefSeq, a predicted model, not a curated record
CUGAGCAAAAGCACUGCAUUAUUCAUCGCUCCGACAGUCGACACAGAGCGAGUCCUCACCCAGAGCAAGCAAGCAAGAAGAUCGGGAGGAGGGUCGGAGUUUGAUCGCCAUUUGAUUCGAUGGCGCCGGAGUUUGGGUGGUGGCCGAUGUCGCCGUGGCUGAGCCCAGGCACGGCGUCGUUCAUCUUCUUCAACGUCCUCGUCGGCGCCAUCGCGGUCAUGUCGUCGUCCCGGGGGCCGGAACCGGCCGCCCGGCGCAAGCUCGUUCGCACGGCCUCGACCGUCGUGCUGGAGAGCCUGCGCUCGAUCUCCAACUUCCCCUUCCACUCACUGGGCGACUACAGCGUCGCGUGCUCUGCACCGGCGUCGUCGCAGCUCCACCACAUGCAAGCGCAGUACUAUAGUGCUAUGAUCCAAGAGCAAGAAGCGCGGGAGGUGAGCGCGGUGGAGCCCGAGCCGGCAUCAGUCGCCCGAGAAGAAGCUGUAGUGGCGGCCGCAACGACCACCUCGCCGCAGAGCGCGCCUGCCGUGGCAGAGGAGGUGAACAGGAUGGAGCCCGAGCCAGCGUCAGACGCCCAAGAAGAAACUGUAGCGGCGGCCACAACAACCACCUCGCCGCAGAGCGCGGCACCGGCAGCACUCGACGCGUCAGCGACGGCGACUCAGGGCGAGGUCGAAGACGGGGAGUCCAUCAGCUUGGACGAGGCGUACGCGCUGGCGCGCGCAGGGCGGCAGUCCGCCGCCGACACGGUGGCCACGGUGCCGAAGAAGGCCAAGGGACGAGGAGCCUACGGAUGCGGGCGGGGAACGGAGGACGUCCAAGGGAAGGCGGAGGUGGACGCGCGGGCGGAGCAGUUCAUCCGGCAGUUCCGGGAGGAGCUCAAGCUGGAGCGCAUCAACUCCAUCCUCAACCACACCCACGCGCUGCGCCGCACCGCCGGGGCACGCUAGCCGACCGGCGCCGCUCGGCCGAUCCUCUCGUUUGAUCGUGUAGAGAGAGCAGAAUAUUUCAUUUGCUUGUACAGCCAUUCAUGGGUCAUUCCCGCAGAGAAUGAUGCGACAGCACACAGUUUUGGAUUAUUUACUGUAACCAUAUAGUGGCAGGCAGAGAGAACUGUCAAAACAUCACAUAUUAGCAGA